AUGCCGCUCUUGCUACUGGUACUGACAGUGUUACUUUAUCCCUACUCUGAUGCCAGUGAAUGCACGGAUUGUGUGGAUCAAGGAUGCACGUAUUGCAAGAAGGACGAUUUUUUUGGUGAUCGCAGCGGACCCAGCGUUUGUGUUUGUGAGGGAUUGAAUGAUGGCUUCUUUGGCCAAAAUGCUGGCAAAGGCUGCAGUGACUUUACAUUUGGGGCGUCCGAGCUCAAGUCCAAGCCAGACUGUACCUUUGGAAAUCAGCAGGGAGAAAUCAUCACCGCAGUGGUUGUGGUUGCGUGUCUUGCCGUUGUGGCUGCUGUUGGACUGUUUGUUUACAAACGAAGGAAGAGCAGGGCGUAUCACCCUCCUGCUUCCACACCAGCCUACGAAAGUGCCACACCAGCCUACAACAGUGAGCCAGUCACACCAACAAGCAGUGUCCUUCCCGUGGUUCGACCUACGGCUCCUCCAGUAAACUCCAACAAACCAGUCCCCAUAGCGGCCGCAGUUGCUGUCGACGAAGACAGUCUGCGCGCUCAGGCGGCCAUGACAGUGAGUGCAACACCCGUUCCGUACACUGAAAAACCUUCUGGACCGGAGCAGCAGCCCGAUCAACUGUGA
Molecule: messenger RNA, 618 nt
Organism: Seminavis robusta
Lineage: Eukaryota; Bacillariophyta; Bacillariophyceae; Naviculales; Naviculaceae
Source: the annotation of a GenBank genome assembly